Molecule: messenger RNA, 1645 nt
Organism: Coccinella septempunctata (seven-spotted ladybird)
Lineage: Eukaryota; Metazoa; Arthropoda; Insecta; Coleoptera; Coccinellidae
Product: beclin-1-like protein
Exons: 7
Coding region: 113-1399 (428 amino acids)
Biological process (GO): autophagy; cellular response to nitrogen starvation; autophagosome assembly
Cellular component (GO): phagophore assembly site; phosphatidylinositol 3-kinase complex, class III, type II; phosphatidylinositol 3-kinase complex, class III, type I
Source: RefSeq, a predicted model, not a curated record
GUCAAAUCGUAGGUCGUGUGUAAAACAUAAACAUAAAAAUAACAGCUGAUUAGUAUUUGCUCAUUAUUCAACUCGUAUUUUUCUUGGAUAUCUCUACUAUAAAAACGAAAAAAUGUCGGAGGAAAGAACUUCUGUAUGUUUCACGUGCCAAAGAUGCUCACAACCCUUAGCUCUGGAUGAUUCAUUUAGUAACAUAAGUGAACAUGAAAAGGCAGAACUGAAUUUACCAGUACACAGCAAUGCGGAAGUGGAUUUGGAAUCACAAAUUGCCAGUUUCGAUAAUUAUGUUCAUCCCUUCAGAUUAUCAGAAUCUGGUAACGGUGUUAAUGGAUUUUUAUUGGUAUCUGAUGAAGAUGAUGAUACCUCUCUUCCUAGUCAUAAAGCAAGGGUUUACACACAAUUGUUUGAUGUAAUUUCUGGAAAUUCUAAUAUAGACCAUCCGUUGUGUGAGGAAUGUGCAGAUUAUAUGAUGGAAAUCAUGGAACAGGAAAUAGAAAUGAAACAAACAGAUCUGAAGGAUUAUGAGGCAUAUUUGAAUAGGUUAGAGAAUGACAAGAAAGAACUAAAAUUAGGUGACUUAGAAAAAGAAUUGGCUGAGUUGAAGGCUCAAGAAGCAAAUUUCUUGAAAGAAUUGGAGUCUAUAAAUGUAGAAGAAAUAGAAUUAAAAGAGGCCAUUGCUAAACAGAAAGAAUUUGCUGAACAAUUAGAGAAGAACGAAAAAAAAUAUUAUAAAGAGCAUGCCAAACACUCUAAGGAUCUGAUGCGAAUCGAAGAUGACGGAAGAAGCCUUCAAAAUUCAAUGAACUUCACGACAAGUCAUCUUGAGAAGUUGAAGAAAACAAAUGUGUUCAACUCUACAUUCCACAUAUGGCAUAAGGGCCAUUUUGGUACCAUAAACAAUUUUUGUUUGGGAAGGCUGCCUUUAGUUCCUGUAGCUUGGUCAGAAAUUAAUGCCGCAUGGGGUCAGGCUGCUCUCCUGUUAUCAGCGUUAGCCAGAAAAAUUAAUCUCAAUUUUGACAGAUACAGAGUUGUGCCGUUUGGUAACCAUUCUCGUAUUGAGGUGAUUGGCAAACAGCAAGAACUGCCUUUAUAUGGAAAUGGAGGUGUGAGAUAUCUGUGGGACACAAAAUUUGAUAGUGCUAUGGUUGCUUUUCUGGAUUGUGUUCAGCAGUUCCAAGAUGAACUAGCAAAACAGGGAAAACCCUUUGUUUUCCCCUAUAAGAUACAUAGCAGCAAAGGAAAGAUAGAGGAUAAUGGAAUAUGUUAUUCAAUCAAGAUUCAACUCAAUUCUGAAGAACAAUGGACUAAAGCCUUGAAGUUCAUGCUCACCAAUUUGAAAUGGGGCCUUGCCUUUGUAACAUCUCAAAUUGGUACAGAAGGCGAGGAAAGUUAUAAAUAAGUACAUUAUCUCCGAACAAGUAUUAUCAUCAUUUAAGAUAUACUGGUAUUAUCAACUUGAAAAUAUACUUUUCAUUGUUUGUACCUCAUAAACAGUUCGAAAUAAUUAAUUCUGAAGUAAAAUUAAGUGUUCAAGAGAUAAAACUAUGAAUAAGAUGAAGUGUUACUCAUUUUGUAAUAUUUUUUGAGUUAGAAAUGAUACCUUUAUACUCCCUCUUUUAUCCAAAAUAAACGGAGUUCUUGAUAA